CAGCGGCUCCCACGACCCAGCCCCAGGAACCUGGCUGAGAAUGUUGAGAGAGUUGCAGAGUCCCGAACUCCACUUUGACGCGGGUCGGGCGGCGCACGUGGGAACGCAGCGAUGGUCUCUCCUUGGGCUUGCGUGCACAAGCUGGCCUCGGCGCUGCCCUUGCUCUUGACGCUGUGGGACCUCCACUUUGAGGGAGCCGAAUGUGGGAUAAAUGCAGAGGUAGAGAAACAACUUGAAAUGGGAAAGAAACUCUUAGCAGCUGGACAGCUAGCAGAUGCAUUGUCUCACUUCCAUGCUGCCAUAGAAGGGGACUCUGAUAACUACCUUGCGUAUUACAGAAGAGCCACAGUCUAUUUAGCCAUGGGCAAAUCUAAAGCUGCCAUUCGUGACUUAAGCAAGGUGGUUGAAUUAAAGCAGGAUUUCACAUCGGCAAGGCUGCAGCGGGGGCACCUCCUGCUGAAGCAAGGAAAGUUUGAUGAAGCAGAAGAGGAUUUUAAAAGAGUGCUCCAAUCUAGUUCAAGUGACAAAGAACAAGCAGAAGCCCGCUCCCAGUUAAUGAAAUCCAAUGAAAUGAAGCACCUACAUUCCCAAGCGCAAUCUGCAUAUCUCCAGGGAGAUUACUAUUCGGCUAUUGGUUUAUUGGAUGAAAUUCUAAAUGUUUGUGUUUGGGAUGCAGAGCUGCGGGAACUUCGAGCUGAUUGCUAUAUCAAAGAAGGGGAACCAGGGAAAGCCGUUGGUGACUUAAAAGCCGCCGCCAAAUUGAAGAGUGACAAUACUGAAGCAUUCUAUAAAAUCAGCACUAUAUACUAUCAGCUUGGGGACCACGAACUGUCUCUAAGUGAAGUGCGUGAAUGUUUGAAACUUGACCAAGAUCACAAGGAAUGUUUUUCUCACUACAAACGAAUAAAGAAGCUCAAUAAGCAGAUUGUUUCAGCAGAAGAUUUUAUCCGAGAGGAAAGGUACCAAGAUGCCAUAGAUAAAUACGAAACAGUGAUGAAAACAGAGACACAGGUUCCUAUUUACACCACACGAGCCAAAGAGAGAAUAUGCUACUGCCUUUCAAAGAAUCAACAGUCAACAGAAGCCAUCAGACUUUGCACAGAAGUUCUGACGUUGGAACCGGAUAACGUGAAUGCUUUGAAAAGCAGAGCUGAAGCGUACUUGCUUGAAGAGCAGUAUGAGGAAGCUAUUCGGGACUAUGAAACUGCUAAAGAGCAUAGUGACAAUGACCAACAACUUCAGGAUGACCUAGAGAAAGCACAGCGGAUGCUCAAGCAGUCUCAGAAGAGGGAUUAUUACAAAAUUUUGGGUGUUAAAAGGAAUGCCAAAAAACAGGAAAUUGUAAAGGCUUAUAGGAAGCUAGCAAUGCAGUGGCACCCUGAUAAUUUCCAGGAUGAAGAAGAGAAGAAGAAAGCAGAAAAGAAGUUCAUUGAUAUUGCAGCUGCCAAAGAGGUUCUUACAGAUCCAGACAUGCGAAGGAAGUUUGAUGCGGGAGAAGAUCCACUUGAUGCAGAAAGCCAGCAAGGUGGAGGAAACCCUUUUCAUAGAGGCUGGAAUUCCUGGCAAGGGUUUGACCCAUUCAGCUCUGGAGGACCUUUUAAAUUUAAAUUCCAUUUUAAUUAGAAACUCAGCCUUCUCCCUUUUCCCAGUUUUGGCUUCUAGGAGCUUGUCUUUAUUUUUAUUUGUAGGGAACUUUCAAUACUGAUUGGGUCUUUGGAUAAAAACUUCAAUGAAAGCCAGCUUUUCAGUGAUAGCCUAAAGAGAAAACAAGUCCAUAAUGGAGAGUUAUUGAUCAACAGCUCUGUUAGUACCAGUUUCUUUUACACUUCUGGAUAUCAGAGCCUUUCUCUAUGAACAGGUGGAAGACUUGGUUGGGUGGCACUCCUUGAGAUCCUUCUUGUGAAGUGGACUGAAACCUUCAGCCAGCGACAAACCCCUUUUGAGAGAAGCAGUUUUGUUGAAGAAAGCACUUUAAGAUAUACUAAACCUUUAAUGAUCUCAUUUGGGACUUUUAUGUUUCUCACCCAGGUGACAAAAGACCAGUGUGUGAUUUAGUCACUCUCCACAAGAAAAAUGCUAAAGCCUUAAUUUCUAUGGAUAUGUGGCUGACCCUGGAAACACUGGAGAAUUGUCUGUGGCAUGGUUGUGUGUUGUUCUCAGAUCUUCUCUUUAAAUGUAGCUCAGGUCACAAUGUAUGCCUAUCCUUUGAAAAAAAGAAACAGAUUCUGGGAGUUAAUAGAAGAAGCAUCUAUAAUGCAUCUUCAGAGUAAAUGCAGUAGGUUUUCCUAUGCUGCUUUGCAACAUGGAAAAAGAAGCAUCUUUACUUAUUUAAUAGAGGGCUAUAAUCUUGGUUUGCAAUCUACACUUCUAACUUUAAGAACAGUUCAAAACUCUCCUAUUUCCUUCAGAAAGGAAUUGAUGUAGAACAAUACUCUUAACAUUGUUAAAUAGAACCAAUUUGAGCUUUUUCACUCAACAUAUGCUUGACAUUUGAGCAGAAUGAUUGAGAUCUUGCACAAAUUAUACAGAAUUUUAUUCUGACUUUGGGUUUUUUUUAAAAAAAGAAAAGGGAUGGAUAUGUGUGUUAUAAUAUAACUUUUAAAAUGACAGUGUUUUGAUUUUUAUUAGAUGAGAAUGCCAAACAAUAUUUUGUAAUCUGAUGGAAACCGUUGGCAAAAUUGAUAAUUUGUGGUGUACCAUUGACUAAUAUCCAUGCCAAAUGCUUCCAAAUCACCUGUUUAUGAAGAAACCAGUGUUUUCCUCUAUUAAAUUGUCUAUUGACAUAAGAAACUCCAA
This is a messenger RNA of Anolis carolinensis (green anole), 2796 nucleotides long. RefSeq names its product DnaJ heat shock protein family (Hsp40) member C3 (gene dnajc3). Gene Ontology annotation, biological process: protein folding in endoplasmic reticulum. Gene Ontology annotation, molecular function: protein-folding chaperone binding; misfolded protein binding. The record is from RefSeq and is a predicted model, not a curated record. The transcript is spliced from 12 exons. Gene Ontology annotation, cellular component: endoplasmic reticulum. The coding region runs from base 112 to 1623 and encodes 503 amino acids. Lineage: Eukaryota; Metazoa; Chordata; Lepidosauria; Squamata; Anolidae.